AGGAACAUCGCGUUGUUUAAUCUGUAAACACAGGCUCACCGAUGGCUGCCCGUUGGCUAUGCAGGACCACGAAUAUGAUCGGUCCGUGACAUCACGCACACUUCCCCUGCAGCGGCAGUCGGCUGCCAGUAAAAUAUUGUCUAGGACUUUAAAUCUGAAGAGGUAAGACCGUGUUCUUGAAGGGCAUCUGCUCUUAGGGAUCACCUCAGUUCUCUAAACUAAUUCUGCAGUUCAGCCUGUUUAGGAAACCCUUUGAUGGAGGGAAGAGGACGAUGGAUCAUGGCAGUCAGCAACCACACACUCAGCAGAUGCCAGGACCCUUCGCAGGUUAUGCGGGACCCCAGGGCCCGUACCCUGGGCAGCACCCAGCCCUGUCACGGCUGGACGAGGUGCAAAGAGAGAUUGCCACCCUGGGCCCUCAGGUGUGCUCUUACAGCGGCCUGCAGAGCGACAGAGAGUACAAACGACUGGAGCGAGAGCUGACCCGAUUACUGCUGGAGGUCGAUAAGGUGGAGACGGAGGGCCGGCCGGAGCUUCAGCAGGCUCGGAAGCGUGCAGCAGGAGAGGUGGAGGGUCUGCUUCGCUACCUGGAGGGCAACGCUACCCAUCCGUCUCGGCUGGCCAUCGAGGAGCUGACCCAGGAGGUGCAGAACUUGCUGAAUGAAGGGGUCGUGGGGCCGUUCCGGCAGGGCCAGGCUCAAGAUGCCUUUGAGAUCAGUGAGGAGCUGGUGGAGGCUGUGCAGGAUGUGGCCAUGCGGCUGGCUCAGGUUAAGACUGGUGGAAGUGUCCCGCUCAGGAAGGCCCGUUACAAAGCGCUGACUCGGGUCUGUGCCGUACAGGAAUUACUGGAGGGUCGUGUCCGCACUCAAACGCUGGCGCUGCCGCUGUCCGAUGACACGCAUGAGGCUGUGCAGCGUAUUAAUCAAGUCAUGGCGCAGGUGAGUGGAGCCCGGUGUCAGGAGGUGGCUCUGCUGAUGGGUCUGAGCGGGCGUGAUAGCUGUGCCCACCUGGCGAGGGUCCUUACAGAGCUGUUGGUUGAACUGGACGCCCUGGAUGUGUCUAGUGAUGCUGCGGUGAGGAACUACAGAAAACAAGUGGUGGAGGAGAUCAAUGGUCUGCUAAAACAUCUUGACCUGGAGGGAGAAGGAGAGGACACACGCAGGUAUGAUCUAGCGCAGAAUGACUCGAUCCGUGAAAUCGAGGCGAUCAGGGGCCGUGUCUCAGUGCUGCGGGAGGAGGUGCUCCGGCACGGUGCUGCAGGACAGGGGGCGGAGCUGCAAGGUCUCCUCACGCGACUGGAUCAGGUGGACACGGGCAAAAAUCCCUGCAUCCGGGAGGCGCGGCGCCGGGCCGUGCUGGAAGUCCAGGCACUCACCACGUUCCUAGACCUCUGGGAAGCCCUCGGACGGCGUAACCCCGGAGCAGAUGAGCCCCCGUCUCAUGCGUCUGUGUGGCACGUCUUAGCCAGCCUGUGCAACCUGCAGGCUCAGGUUUUGGGCUUUGAUGGCAAGAGGGCUGACAAGAGCUACAUGGUAUUAGAGGAGCUACUGACCAAACAACUUCUGGCUCUUGAUGCUGUGGACCCUCAGGGUGACCAGGGGACCAAAACUGCCCGUAAGCAAGCUGUUAAACAUGCCCAGAAUAUCCUAAGUUACCUGGAUAUGAUGACGGAUGAGUGGGAGUAUUGAGAAGCUGAUAAAAGAGCCUGGGAAUAAGGAGCUGCAAGGAAAAAGGCAAAAGCUUUUUUUGCCUCUUGUGCAACAAAUGAGGACACGGUCGUGCCGAGGAUACGGGCCAUGGGCGGAAUUUUUAAUUUGUGUAUAAAAGACUUUGCGUUUGGCUGUGGGCAGCGAUAUUGUUACCCAUGAUGCACUGCACCUGCUGCUUUUAUUGGUCCAUUACUGGUCCCUGAAAGCUGCCUUUCUCCAGGCAGAAGGAAAGCUGGUUUCUACUGCACACGAAGUGUUUGUUUUCAUGACAAUAACCCACAAUCUUUUUAGUUGAAUCUGUGCUGUUGAUUGGUGUGGUGUGGUGCUACACCCUGUUCUGCUGUCAAAAUCUGCUUCCUUCCUUUCCCACAUGCCCGGGUGGAGCACACUUCCGUCUUUGUGGCGGUGUGAGUACAUCAGCUCUUUAAACAACAACUGACCCACAGGGAACAAUAUUUUAGCAUUUCCCUGAAACUUCUACAUAUAUGUCCCCAUUUAUGUUAAAGGAAUAGGUCACCCUAAAAUUAUUAUUUAAUUUUACAAUAGAUGAGUGAAUAAACAUUGGUUUGUGAUAUCAGUUUAAAGGUGAAGUGUAGUUUCUGGGCCGUUUGUGACAGCAAAUGGACAGUGUUUACACUUUUUAGAGUAUUUAACAUGAAAUGACACUUCACUUUUAAAGAAGACUCAAGGAAAGCUAAAAAAAAUACAUAAAUCAGACUUCUGAACCUUCCUGCAGUUCUGUCAGAUUUCAUAGAGGACUGUGGCCAAAAUGCAAUGAGGUGUAUUGUGUUUGGAGAGGUUUCUUUUUACUAUGGAGGACAAAGAAUAGAAACUAGUUUGCAGGGUUUCUUGUCUUCUCCAAUUGUAUUUUGCUGUUAGGCAAAAAGUGCCUGCGCAGGCGACUAGGGAAUCAAACCGAGACUGAAAGUGUGUGUGUCUGUGAUCGUUAAAAAAAAGUGGCGUGUGCUAUUUUGGGUGGUGAGACUGAUCAAAGUGGACAGGGGCGUUCUAGGACAUUUUUUAUCGGAGCAGCAGGGAAAGCAAGCAAGCUAUCAAACAAACUUAAAAACUGUGGAUACAUUCACACAGAUCAAUGUGACCCAAAUCUGAAUUACAUUUUUUUUUUUUUUUUUUUUUUUUUUUGCACAUGAUAGAUCUGGGGUUUUGGGAUGACACUAUUAUGAAACAAAUAUAGAUUUGGUUCACUUUCAUAUGUGGGUAUAAAAUUUAAUUAAGCGAGACCCCAUGUGACUUUAGAAGGUUUUCAUCAUAUUUGCAUAUUGGAUUUAUCCUUGGUUUGACUCAAAACAAAUAUAUGAAUUACAUACUAUUAAAGUACUACACAUAAAGGUGCAAAAGUAUAUCAUCUUAUUCUGUUUCUUGACUGUUUGCUCUCAAAUAUUGUGGAGCUUGUUUUGCUUUUGAACUCUAACUAUUAUUUGGCACCACUGUGGAUUUUUCAUUGGUAAACGCGAAGUUGUCUAGAGAGCAGUAUAACUAUGAGGGAAAUAUAUAAUAGUGCAUCAGUUGUGUUACGGAUGUAAAAAUCAUAUUAAUUUUCUCCACAAAGAAACUGAUUUUAAGGAUAACUUGCUACUGUGCUUUUCUUGAAGCAUAUUUUAUGUCUUUUUAUUUUUUUUAAGUGUGUUGUCAAACGAUUAAUCGCGAUUUAAAUCGCAUCCAAAAUAAGCUUUUGUUUACAUAAUAUGUGUGUGUACUGUUUAUUUAUUAUGUAUAUAUAGAUGCGCAUGUAUACAUUUCAGAUUUCUCUCUCUCUCUCUCUCUCUCUCUCUCUCUCUCUCUCUAUAUAUAUAUAUAUAUAUAUAUAUAUAUAUAUAUAUAUACUGUAUUUGUGUAUAUUUAUAUAUAUACUGUAUUUGUGUAUAUUUAUAUAUAUACUGUAUUUGUGUAUAUUUAUAUAUAUACUGUAUUUGUGUAUAUUUAUAUAUACAUAAUAAAUAUACACAGAACAUAUAUUAUGCAAACAAAAACCUUUAUUUUGGACGCAAUUAAUCGAUAUUAAUCAAUUUGACAGCACUAAAAGAUAGCAGCUGAUGAAAACCACAUUACCCAUGAUUCUGCAAAGAAAUCUCCUCCAGCUAGAGAACUGCUGUCAUGAAGCACAGUAAAUGAGGCAGGAUCAGUUUCCCUAUGCUAUCAAACACUAAAACUUUUGCAUAUUUAAAUGAAUAAUUUGAUGUUUCUUCGUCAUUUGUGAUUUGAUUCCUGUCAUUCACAUUCCUGCAUGGAACUGUAGUUAUUUCCACUCAUUAAAACUGAUGAAGACUUUCUAAAAAACUCACUAUGGGAAAUAUGAAUGAAAAAAAAAACACUUCUGGAACCAAGGCUGAAACACUGAAAUUCAACAUUUACACACUUUUUCACACACACACAAUAUAUAUAUAUAUAUAUAUAUGUAUAUAUAUAAGUAUAAAUUAUUCAUUGACAAGGUUUUUGUUUAUUUGUGGAAGCAACAUAAGGGAUGCCAAAGAGGCAUAUACAUUAUAUUGAAAUAAUAAAACCCUGACAAUAUAAGUUAAAUGUUCUCAUUUAAUUAAAAUACAUUUUUACAUUUUAUUAUAUAGGUUGUUUAAAACAGGUCAGGGACAGCAUGCAUAACACAGCAGUGGCGUUCUGGAAAAAAUCAUCUGAGCGAAUAAUUCAAUGACUCACUCCUAAAGAUGGUGACUUUGUAAUUCUUGAAUGAAUUAAAUGAAUCAGUUAAGCAUUGCCUGUUUAGUAGAACAGUGUUUGAUAUGGGCCACAUUUAAAAGGUCAUAUGAACAACUUAAAAAAAACACUGCUUUUGAAAAUUAAUUGGGCACUUUGGCUUGCAGUGUGAACUGGUGUUAAAACCCCUCAGUGACUGUUGUAGAAUAAUGUAGAAGUAACUUGUCUGUGGUUAAGACUGCAGGAGUAUCUAGCUCCACAGUUAAAAAAUUAAUCUCAGAGGCCAAGUGAUCACCAUACACAUUUGUCAGCACUAAUGAUGAGUCGAGCUUUGGGAAAUAAUAUAUUGUGUCAUCUGCAUCAUGCUGUGUUGUUGAGUCUCUCACUGUUCAUUUGAGCUAUUAUUAGUAGGUUACAACGACUUCUUUUGAACUAGAACAGUAACAGUCCUCCAUUAGCUGUUUAUUUCGGUCGUGUCCCACUUGCUGUGUGGUCACUACCCUCUGUCCUGCUCCAGAUAAACUGACCGUCAGUAGUCAUGAAGCAACUCCACAGUUAUCAUCUAAGAAACCAGGCUGUGCUUGGAUUAUCAAAGGGGAUUCUUGUUGAAAAAUGACAAUAACGACACAGGGCCUGUGUCGAAAGAAAGAAGAGCUGCAGAAAAAAGGAAAAGCAAUGGGUUGUGGUCAAAACAGAUUAGUCCAGACUCUGUGAUGAGACUGCCACUGUCUGGAAAAGUCCCUGCGGUGGGUUUAGCUGAGGAGGAUCCCACAUCAGUCAAGGUGAAAUACACGCUCCAGCAGCACUUUAAAGCAGCCGUGCACUAGGCGCUGGUGUUGUUUUGUACACCUCUUCUAAACCCACAUAGAGAUGGCAAAGAUGUGAGCUAAUAUUAGCAAUGUCAGUUCUGCACAACCAGACUUUUACUGUUUUUUUCAAGCAUAACACUGCAGGUAAAUAUGGUUGUCGCUCCUCAUUAAUUACUUUUGAUGUAAUUUGUUAUUACAGUGGAAUUAUACACAAAGAUUGUGCUAGAAAAUGGCAGGAAUGUAUCUCUUUUGCAAAUGCUGACACCUGUCUCUUCACUGCAGUUUUCUGCCUUGAGGUCACCAGAGAUUUUGAGCAAUGAGGGGCUGUUCACACAAGAUGUAUGCUUUUUUUUAUAGCAGCUAGAUGGAAAGCAAAAUGCUGUUUAUAUAUAUAUCAUAGCGGAACUAUGAACAUGACACAACAUCUUCAAAAAUAUGGGGGGGGGGGAUGUAAAUGUAUUUUAUUUAUAUUUUAUCACCAGUACCUUCUCAGUUUUUUUUACUCAUGCACAUUGUAGCCACAUUUUGAGCUUUCGAUCAGUUCAUAAAAUCUGAUAUUGGUAUCCAAUGCUAUUUCAUGACCAAUUAAUACAUAUUUUACAAGAUAGUUAAUUCGUACAAUCUCAGUUGUUUGAUUUGUCUAGUCUCCAUUGAUGGGUAAAGUUUAGGGACAGAAUUAGGGGAAGGUCAUUCAUAUGAAUUCAUACGUUUGUAUGAAAAAAAUUACAAUUUAGCAGAAAAAAUACAAAUGAGAAUUCAUACGAAUUGGAAAAAUAUGAAUCGGUUUGGGGUAUUAGACAUGGCACAGUCCGAAUUCUCUUUCUUAAAAUAGUUUACAUUUGGCAUGCAGUGUAAAUCUCCAUAAUCUGUCAGCCGAUCGGUCUGUCAGAUCUGAGUCACACUGAUAUCUGCAAAACUAUCUCCAUGGCUACGAUCACAAAUCAAAUCCAUUCUGAUGGUUGAAUGACACUCAAAAGAAAAAUAUGGCACUUUAUAGGUCAACGAGUCCUCUAGGAAUAUUAGAGGUCCUGUUGUAUGUGCUGAAUUAAUAUUACCUUGAUUGUAUUACAGGAUGAGCUUUAAAACCGGAGAUAUCUGACACUAAGUCCAAGUUCAGGCUCUAUUCCUGCUGUAAUGUAAUGAGCGAGCAUUGCACCUGUCUUUUUAUACUUCGUUUACGGCAGUUAGUCUUUAUUAGUAGUGACAUGACUGAUGUGAGAUGAGAGGUGGCAGAAUUGAUAUUUGGAGAAAAACACCAUGCAGUGUAAUGUAUUAGAGGUCUUCUCCUCAUUUUAUGGAUGCCAUCGUACUAAAGUUCAUUACACAAGCUAAAAACGACAUAAAACCCAUUACUCUGCUUGCAAGAUUGAGAAUGUAGUUAAGAAUGUCCAUCUUUUUUUAUACCAAAGUUGUGUUUAACUUCCAUUAUCUUUUGAAUCCCUGACAUUCAGUAACUAGAAAGAGGGAAAACCUCCCAUACUUGCUUUUGGUUUUUCUUAUCUGAUCAGGGGUGCGUUUCCCAAAAGCAUAGAUGCUAAUCUGUUAGCAAUUUAGUUGGCUGGCAAUGGGAAAUUGUAUUGCAACUAACAAAGUUUCUAACUUAGUUAGCAACUAUGCUUUUGGGAAACACACCCCUGUCUGGAAGAAUGUGUUGUGAUCUGUGAGAUUGUCUAAAUGUGUCGUGCUAUUAAUGAUGUUCAAUGCAUUGUGUAUAUUGUCUGUUUUAUGCUUGUAAAAAAAAAAAAAGCACAUUAAGGUCAAACUGCUGUGUGAAUGCUUUGGUCAGCGGGGUUGUUUGAUUUUUACAUGUCUAGAUUGCUUAAUAAAAGAUGGUGAUCUGAAAAUAA
Messenger RNA from Carassius gibelio (silver crucian carp), 7035 nucleotides. RefSeq names its product BAG family molecular chaperone regulator 5. The record is from RefSeq and is a predicted model, not a curated record. Gene Ontology annotation, molecular function: protein-folding chaperone binding; adenyl-nucleotide exchange factor activity. Gene Ontology annotation, biological process: protein stabilization; negative regulation of protein ubiquitination; regulation of inclusion body assembly. NCBI's taxonomy places the organism in Eukaryota, Metazoa, Chordata, Actinopteri, Cypriniformes, Cyprinidae. Gene Ontology annotation, cellular component: cytoplasm; cytosol; nucleus. Bases 273 to 1688 code for a protein of 471 amino acids. The transcript is spliced from 6 exons.